UGAAUUUGCUCGUGUGGGCACACGUUGUGGACAUAUACUGCUUUGGCUGUCUGGGUUGCUCUGGCCUUUCUCCUAAGAACUGCUCCUUCUCUGGCCACUGGAACAGGCCGCUAUGCUGCUGUGGGCUUCCUUGCUGGUCCUGGCUCCACUGAGCAGACAAUUUGCAACUGCACCCAAACCUGUGAUUUCCCUUCAUCCUCCAUGGACAACGGUUUUCAAAGGAGAGACAGUAAACCUGACUUGCAAUGGAUUUCAUUUCUAUGCACCAGAGAAAAUAAAAUGGUACUUUGGAAACUACAGGAAAAAGCAAGAAACCAAAGGAAACACCCUGGAGGUCCAUGAAUCUGGAGAGUUCAGGUGCCAGGCCCAGGGUUCACCUCUAAGUAAUUCUGUGCGUUUGACCUUCUCUACAGGCUUCUUAAUCCUGCAGGCCCCUCAUUCUGUGUUUGAAGGAGACACGUUGGUUCUGAGAUGCCAGAGAAGAGGAAAAGAGAAGUUAAUUGCUGUGAAAUAUAUUUGGAAUGGAAAAAUACUCUAUAAUUCCAGCAAAAGACUGGAUUUUUUUAUCCCGAGAGCAAGUUUAAAUAACAGUGGCAAUUAUCAGUGCAUUGGAUCUUGUGACAAAAUUCAUGUAUCUAAAUCAAAUUCCAAAGUUAUUAAAAUUCAAGAACUAUUUCCAUAUCCAAAGUUGAAAGUCACAACCUCUCAACCUACAGAGGGGAACUCUGUAAACCUGAGCUGUGAAACACAUCUUCAUCCAGAGCGAUUGGACACUCCUCUUCAUUUCAUCUUCUUCAGAGACAGUAGAGUAAUCCUGUCAGGUUGGAACAACUCCUCAGAGCUCCAGAUCCCAAUCAUCUGGAGAGAAGACUCGGGAUUGUAUGGGUGUGGUGUUGAAACAGUGACACACAGCAUCCGCAAACACAGCCCCCUGUUGCAGAUCAGCGUGCAGAGAAUCCCUGUAUCUCAGGUCUCCAUGGAGACCAACCCCCCAGGGGGCCACGCAGUUGAAGGGGAGAUUCUGGUCCUUGUCUGCUUCAUGGUUGAAGGCACAGGGAUCACCACAUUCUCAUGGCACAGAGAGGACACAAAAGAGAGUCUGGGAAGGAAAAUUCAGCGUUCUCAGAGAGCUGAGCUACAGAUUUCUGUCAUCAAGAAGAGUGAUGCUGGGCAGUACUACUGUACAGCUGACAACAGCUAUGGCCCCAUCCGGAGUGCGGUGGUGAAUGUUAUUGUAAAAGAGACCUCAGGUAACAGAAGCAGCCCCAUCACUGCUGGAACUGCUGGGGGGACACUCAGCAUUCUUCUCCUGGCUAUCAUCCUGCUGUUUUUCUACCGGUGCUGGAGGAAAUCAGGAGAUUGUUUGCAGGAAAGAGAAGCUGGGAGCCCUCCUUCCCCUGACCCUGGAGAGUCUUCUCAUUCCAUCCGCCCUGCCCAGGUGGAGCUGCAGCUCUUGUGUGGUAAUGUGCAACGCAAAGAGGAAGACUUGGUAUAUUCUGAUAUUCAGACUAUUCAGUCAGGAGAAGCCAACACCUCUGGGAUCCUGCCAAAGCACAAGCAUGCCUCAAUCAUCUACUCUGAGGUGAAGACACAGCCCCCAGAUAACUCAGAGGGAAAGUUCAGCUCCAAGGAUGAAGACACCAUGGAAUAUUGUAAAAAUGUUCUUAUUUGA
This is a messenger RNA of Castor canadensis (American beaver), 1672 nucleotides long. It is a transcript of the gene Fcrl4, whose product is annotated as Fc receptor like 4. The record is from RefSeq and is a predicted model, not a curated record. Gene Ontology annotation, cellular component: external side of plasma membrane. Gene Ontology annotation, molecular function: transmembrane signaling receptor activity. NCBI's taxonomy places the organism in Eukaryota, Metazoa, Chordata, Mammalia, Rodentia, Castoridae. Gene Ontology annotation, biological process: cell surface receptor signaling pathway; immune response.